AUUAGGUGCGGCGCGGAAAGUGCAUGCCCUGGACACUGUAGAUAUAAUAGGAACACGGUUUGCCAACCCAGCCGAACAUCAGCGAGCAUCAGCAGGCGCCAAAACAGACUACAAAAGUGCGGAAAUCUGCCUUCGCUGCCUGCCCACGUCCCCCGCCCCGCGGCGGCAGCAGCAACCACAAAAAAUACAAAAUCAAACAAAAACCAAGAAAACUUAAGUUUAGUGUAGCAAAAAUAGUGAAAACGCACCCGUGCACGAUGAGCAACGACGGCCAAGAGCAGGAGCUGGGCGCCGAGGUGGUCAGUGGGGCCGUGGUCACCGACGACACCCUGGAGAUCACGAAAGCCAAAUACACGAAUCUGUGCCGCGAACUCAAUAUGGACAGCCAGACGGAGGAGGACGGCUGGGCGAUGUACCUUGAUGUGAGGCAGCGCUGCGUCAUGGAGGGUGACUCCUUGAUGUGGCUUUGUUGCUGUCUCUUUGCGGCCUGCCGUCGGUCGAGCACGCCCACGGUGAUUGGACAGGAUGCCGUGGUGCGCGGCAAUUGCGUAUCCCUCAACAAUCUGCUGCGGUGCUGCCAGAUGAGCAUCUACGACUUCAAGACCAAGAUCAAGCAGUGGUGCGACAUGGCCAACCUGCCGCAGGAGUUUGUCAACGAGAUCGAGGUACUGGAUCGCAAGUUCAGCAUCACAUUCACACUGUACAAACGCUUUCGUAACAUCUUUGACAAGAUCUUCAACUGUCCGCCCAACGAGAAACGUCACUCGAAAUAUAUUUCCCUGCAUGCCAAUCACGCCAAUGGCAAAUGCUCCUACAUCAAACUGGAUGACAUUUGCUGGCGGCUGUUUUUGUGCGCCAAGAACCAGAAGCCGAGCACCACAGUUGACCUGGUCACGUCUUUCAAUCUGAUGAUCUGCUGCAUCGAUCUGAUCUACAACAAUGUGCUGGCCGAGAAGCGCACUGAUCUCAUCAAUCCUAAAUUCGACGGCCUGCCUAACAACUGGACGGAGGUGGACUUCAAGGCGAAUCCCCACUGCAUACUGACUUACUUCUGCGACAUGACUGAAGAGGCCAAGGCCAUGAAGGCCACCACCUUCAGGGAGAUCAUGUCCAGCUUCUUUCAGACAAUGACCAUCUAUGGCCACAAAGAUAACAUGCUGGGCCUCUUGGCCAACGAGAACUUUGAGCGCAACCUAAAGUCGCUCAACAUCAGCUACGAGCAGUACGUGCUGAGCGUGGGCGAGUUCGACGAGCGCAUCCUGAGCGCCUACGACGCCAGCGAUCACACCAACCUGAACGACCAGGCCCUUAGACCCCCGGUCACGCCGCUGACACGCAAACAAGAUCUGCCAGCCCAGCCGGCGAUGGCCGGUGAGAAGUUCGAACCCGUUCUCAAUGCCACCAACAAUGUGAAGCAGCUGAGUGCCUUCGAUCGCAUCACCGAGCCCACGGAAUAUGUCAAGCAAGCUGGCGAUGAGGUGAUUGCCAAGCUGCUGAAAAUCAUCGAGGACAUCAAGCUUAAGUUCCUCGCAAAAUAUCCGUCGGGGGAGGCGAAAAGCCGCUUCCGACUGGCCAAGUCCUUCUACUACUAUCUGCUGGAUCAGAUCUUGCAGGCGGAAAUCAAGAACAAGCCCGAGUUCGAUCUCAAGCGUCUGCUGGUGCAGAAGAUCUCGCUGGACAUCUUUAACAUCACGCUUAUGGCCUGCUGCGUGGAGCUGGUGCUGGAGGCCUACAAGACGGAGCUCAAGUUCCCCUGGGUGCUCGAGUGUUUCAGUAUUAGUGCCUUUGAGUUUCAGAAGAUCAUCGAGAUUGUCGUGCGACACGGCUCGCACGAGGGCUGCCUCAACCGCUACCUCAUUAAGCAUCUCAACUCGAUCGAGGAGACCUGCCUCGAGCGCCUGGCCUGGGCGAGUAACUCCCCCGUCUGGGACAUGAUCGCCACCGCCCCUAAGCCGCUGCCCACCCACUACGACGUGAACUGCGACCGCACCGCCGGCGCCCUGCAGAUCUUUCUGCGCAAGGUCUACCUCCUCGGCUGGCUGCGCAUCCAGAAGCUCUGCUCUGAACUGAUUCUGAUCGACAAGGCGCCUGAGCGCAUCUGGCACAUUUUCGAGCACUCAAUCACACAAAAAACAGACCUCAUGAAGGACCGCCAUCUCGACCAAAUUAUCAUGUGUGCAAUAUAUAUUUACAUAAGGGUAUCGAAACUAGAGGAUCCAAAAUUCAGCGACAUUAUGCGCGCCUAUCGCAAUCAACCGCAGGCGGUGAACAGCGUCUAUCGCGAGGUGCUCUUCGACCUCAACGACGAUGGGCAGCCGAAGGUGACGGACAUUAUAUACUUCUAUAACCACAAGUAUGUGCCGCUGAUGAAGCAGUUUGCGAUCGACUACCUGAAUAUGACUCCGGACGUGACCGGCUGCAAGAUAAAGGCCGCCGAUCUACUGCUUUCACCCCAUCCCUCGGAGCGGGCCGCCCAGCCGAAGAAGGUCACGCAGAAUCACUCGCUGUAUGUCACGCAAAUGCCCAAGAACGAGAUCCAACAGUCGCCGAAUCAGAUGGUCUACGAGUUCUAUCGCAGCCCCGCUAAGGAUCUGCAACUGAUGAACGAGAAGGUGCGCGGGGGCAAGCGCAUGCUCAGCUUCGGAGAUGAGCCCGGCCUGGGCCAACUCGAGACGAAGCGCAUCAAUCUGCCAACACACCUCAGCCAGAUAAAGGCGGUGAUGGACGAUCGGGAGAGCGAGCCGCGGGAUCCCAAGUAGAAGAAGUAGACGGAUUCAAACGAGACAUAGAUAGACACCGGGUCUCUGGGGGCAGCUUAGAUUUUAGUUUAGAAGGACGAUGGGGGCGAGGCGCUGGCGGUGAGACCAGAGGACCUGAGCGGCUAUGGUCGAUUUUAUGAUUGUUUUUUAUUUUUUUUUAGUUUGACUUGUUAAUUUAAACACAAAAAACCCAAUCGUAAGCAUCCCUUUUACACCAUGCUCGAUAGAAAUCCGCUUAGAAAUCCGUUCAGCAUAGAAAUCCAUAUUAUCUCUUAGACUCUUGCACUGGCUACUGCUACUGCUAAAGCAGUUUAUUCGAACCACGCAUCCGCAUCCGCGUCUGUAUCACGUAUCAUUUUUGUAUGUGGUUUUGCGAGGGUUUUUGUUCGGUUCGGUUCCAUCAUCUACAAUUGAGUGUAUUGUGUGCACAGAAUAGGACAGAGGAUGAGGAUGUACCGCACACAAUCAUUUGUUUUUAUUGUGCGACACAAUUGUUUUAUAUAGUGCCACAAAUCAUUUGGCAGAAUUUGUACUAUAGCACCGAUCAACAACUUAGAGCUUUUUUUUAUCUCUACGUUCUAGAUAUUAGAUCCUAUGUGACAUUUUUAAUUACUUUGGUGGCACUUUACAAAAGCAUUAAAUUAAUAUAUAAACUUUUUCACCCACUAACAAUUCCUAUAUUCUAUUCCCCCUACUAUGUAUAUCCCCCCUAGUGUGUGCAAUGACCAUUUUAAAGCAUCAGUCUAUCUCUUGUCUAUUGCAAUAUCUACAUUUUACCGUGUUUCACGAGUCCGUUUCACGUACCUUUUUCAAAUAUUUUACCACAGAAUGGCAUAAAUUAUUCCAUGAAAAGAAUCAAUACGAUGGUCUGUAGCUAUUUUUGGGCUUCUUUUCAUGAUCGCUCUCAUUUUGUGCAAUAAAGGAGCCAAGGGAUGUAUAGAUAUCUAAAAAUCCAUUAAGCAGUUUACAAAACAAACUAGACUCCAAUUAGAUCUCCAUGAUUUGCCUACGAUUUUUUCGUUAGUUUAGGGACUUUCUGCCUUAUUCUGU
This is a messenger RNA of Drosophila persimilis, 3809 nucleotides long. RefSeq names its product retinoblastoma family protein. Gene Ontology annotation, molecular function: RNA polymerase II transcription regulatory region sequence-specific DNA binding. The transcript has 8 exons. Gene Ontology annotation, biological process: cell differentiation; negative regulation of G1/S transition of mitotic cell cycle; regulation of transcription by RNA polymerase II. Gene Ontology annotation, cellular component: nucleus; chromatin; transcription regulator complex. The coding region runs from base 258 to 2759 and encodes 833 amino acids. The record is from RefSeq and is a predicted model, not a curated record. NCBI's taxonomy places the organism in Eukaryota, Metazoa, Arthropoda, Insecta, Diptera, Drosophilidae.